Thalassophryne amazonica is the source of this 1138-nucleotide messenger RNA. It is a transcript of the gene esd, whose product is annotated as esterase D/formylglutathione hydrolase. Gene Ontology annotation, molecular function: S-formylglutathione hydrolase activity. Gene Ontology annotation, cellular component: cytosol. Gene Ontology annotation, biological process: formaldehyde catabolic process. The record is from RefSeq and is a predicted model, not a curated record. NCBI's taxonomy places the organism in Eukaryota, Metazoa, Chordata, Actinopteri, Batrachoidiformes, Batrachoididae.
GGCGGGCCUUGUGACGUCACGCGCGGCUGGACCGUGGACUGCUCACAGCGGACAAGUUAGCAAGAAAUUACCGACAGUUUACCGCAAACAGCGUCAUUUGUUGAGAUCGGUCACAAAUGACUCUCACGCAGGUUUCCUCGAACAAAUGUGCCGGCGGCUACCAGAAGGUUUUCGAGCACGACAGCGCGGAGCUGAAGUGUAAGAUGAAGUUGCAGUUUAUUCUGCCUCCUAAAGCAGAGAAAAAUUGUCCCGUCAUGUACUGGCUGUCUGGUCUGACGUGCACCGAGCAGAACUUCAUCACCAAAGCGGGCAGUCAGCUCGCCGCAGCCGAACACGGCAUCAUCAUCGUCGCCCCGGACACCAGCCCACGAGGCUGUAACAUCGAGGGCGAGGACGAGAACUGGGACUUCGGCACUGGAGCUGGUUUUUAUGUCGAUGCCACUCAGGAUCCAUGGAAGACCAACUACCGCAUGUACUCGUACGUGACUGAAGAGCUCCCAAAGGUCAUCAACGCCAACUUCCCCGCCGACCCCGACAGGAUGUCCGUAUGUGGUCACUCCAUGGGCGGCCACGGUGCGCUCAUCUUUGCCCUGAAGAAUCCUGGGAAAUAUAAGGCCGUGUCAGCAUUCGCACCCAUCUGCAACCCAAUCCAGUGCCCGUGGGGUCAGAAGGCCUUUAAUGGAUACCUGGGCUCAGACAGGUCUACAUGGGAGGCAUAUGACGCCACAGUGUUGGCGGCGGCAUAUUCUGGCCCGCAGCUCGACAUCCUGAUCGAUCAGGGCCGUGAUGACCAGUUCCUGUCCGCCAGCCAGCUGCUGCCCGACAACCUGAUUGCCGUCUGCUCGGAAAAGAAAAUCCCCGUCGUCUUCAGACUACAGCCGGGCUACGACCACAGCUACUUCUUCAUCUACUCCUUCAUGAACGACCACGUUAAACACCACGCCAAGUACCUGAACGCCUGAACCGCCAUCAGAACGCUGCUGGAGGACACCGCGGCUUUGAGACCCGUCACUGCUGUUUCCCCUCAGAUCAAAUUAAAGUAUGAAAUUAACAAACAUGAUGAGAAAUGUCAGACAUCAGUGCCUUUAAUCCAUCAGCUUGUUUUUAAUCACAUUUAAGCAAAAUGCAUCACAAAAAA